Molecule: messenger RNA, 2935 nt
Organism: Dentiscutata erythropus
Lineage: Eukaryota; Fungi; Glomeromycota; Glomeromycetes; Diversisporales; Gigasporaceae
Source: the annotation of a GenBank genome assembly
AAGAUUAACUUCAAUUUUAUUACAAUUUACUAAUGACCAUAUAUCAUCAAAUUCUUGUGAUCUUAAAUCGCGGUCACCAUUGAUUAUAUCUCGUUCAAAAACAAAAUUUACAUUAUCCUUGAAUGAUUUACCAAAAUCUGCAACGAUUCCUACAAAUAUUGAUAAUUUAAAAAAAGGCCCUGAGUGGGACAGUACUAUUGGAAAAGUUGUUAGGCAAGCCCAAAUUAAUUAUCCAAAUUGUGUCAUAUUAACACGUGUUGGCCAAUUCUGGGAGUUAUACUUUGAACAAGCUAAAGAGAUUGCUCCACUUUUGGAUAUAAAGUUAACAAGAAAAAAAUUCGGUCAAGAAUAUUUUGCAUUUGCUGGUUUUCCUACUCAACAUUUAGAUAGGUAUCUAGCUACAUUGGUUAAUGUUCAUGGUCUUCCUGUAGCAAUUUGUGAAGAAUUUCUUAAUGAUGAUGUAAAUGAAGAUAAAUUAAAAUUUAAACGUCGAAUUACACGAAUUAUUACUCCUGGAACUCUAAUUGAUGAAAGUUUUUUACAACAUGAUCAAAAUAAUUUCUUACUUGCACUUUCUCUGGAAGAAAAGACGAAUUCGGUUGGAUUGGCAUGGAUCGAUAUAACAACUGGUUUAUUUUUUAUGCAAAAGUCAAACUUAGAGUCUAUUUCUGGUGAUUUGAUGCGUAUUCGUCCUAGCGAAAUUGUUAUAUGUGAUAAUUAUUCUAAGAUGGAGAGUCAUGAUAUUUGGCAGCAUGUUGAUAGUAGAAAAUAUAUUAUUUCCUAUGAACCUUCAGAUUCUUUUGAUUCUAAUCUGCAUCAAAGCUGGAUGUCCGAUUCACAAAUUGAUUACGAUGUUGAUCAAAUUUUUUCUUCUGAUGAAUUAAAAGCUAGUGCUGCGUUAAUAUCUUACAUUAAUAAAAAUUUACUUGGACGUAUAUUAAAAAUUCAACCACCAAUAAAUAUUAAUUUGAAAGAUACAAUGAUUAUUGAUGCGACAACUUUAAGGUCAUUGGAAAUUACGAUAUCAAUGAGAGAUAACACAAAGAAAGGAAGUUUACUGCACGCUAUUCGACGUACAAAGACAGCAUCUGGUGCAAGGACUUUAGACCGGUGGUUAUGUUUCCCAACGACAUCAAUAAAUAUAAUAAAUAAUCGUUUAAACCUUGUUGAAUAUUUUUGUAAAAAUACACAUCUUACGAGUGAUAUUCGCCAAAUUUUGGAAAACUGCGAUGAUACACAAAGGACAUCACAAAAAAUUUCUUUUACUUUUUAUAAUCCUGAUGAUUUCUUAAAACUAAAACGUACUAUAGAAUCAAUGCUCAUUAUAAAAAAUCGUUUGCAAUCAGAACUUUAUGUUACUCCUAAUGAUAGUAUGAAAACACUUAUUGAACGUAUACAACCACAAAAUGAUCUUAUAAACAUUAUAUCUGAAGCUAUUGACGAAGAUAUGUUAAAUAAAAUGAAAGAGACUCGACAGUACAAUUCUGAUGGAAGUAUCAUUUCUGUGGUUGACACCGGUACUGAAGACACUGAUGUUGAAGAUGUAGAAAAUGUUGACUUUGAUACCAACUUUACUAAUUUUGAGGAGAAAUGUAAUGAUGAGCCAGCAACGAAAAAAAAAAUUACUAAAAAACGCAAGAAAGUGAAACAAAAUUCAGAAAUCUCUACAUUUGAAGAAGAUUUUGCUUCAAUAUUAAAGAAUGAUAAUUGGGUUAUCAAAAAAGACUUUUCUCCGAGUUUAUUGAAAUUGCACGAACAACUUGAAAAAAAAUAUCGAGAUAUGAUUGAACUUAGAAAUCGCUGGAUAGAUAAAUUAAAUGGUUCGGUAGAACUUCGAUCACAUCCAAGCUAUGGAUUCAUUGUUGCCAUCAAGAAAGUUCGGAAUAAUAAGGACGUCGAACGCAUACUAAAUGCAACCCGUAUUCAUCACUUUAAGCACAGAAAGUGGUUCAUUAUCCAGAAAUGGACACAUCUUGGUGGACAAAUCGAAGAUAUUAAAAUAAAGAUACGAGAAGAAGAAACGAAAGUCUUACAAUUAAUUCAGAAAAAGAUUGUAGAAGAAUGGUAUUUGACUGUACAAAAUUCACGAGUAGUUGAUGAAUUGGACAUAGCGAGUUCACUUGCUGUUUUAGCACGAGAACAGAAUUUUGUGCGGCCUAUCCUAAAUUAUGGCUAUUCUCAUAAAAUUGUGGGCGGUCGUCAUCCUGUAGUAGAAGCAGGACUCCAAACAAAAGGACGUCAAUUUGUAAAGAAUGAUUGUUAUGUUGGUGAUAAAAAGCGAUUACUUAUACUAACGGGACCGAAUAUGGGUGGAAAGAGUACGUACUUGCGUCAAAACGCCAUUAUUUCGAUUUUGGCACAAAUAGGAUCUUUCGUUCCAGCUGAUUACGCGGAAAUUGGCAUAGUUGAUCAAAUAUUAAGUAGAGUUGGUGCUUCGGAUAAUUUAUAUCAAGACCAAUCAACAUUUAUGGUUGAAAUGAUUGAAACUGCACAUAUUCUAAGGAAUGCAACACAAAGAUCUUUUGUCAUUAUGGAUGAAAUUGGUCGUGGAACAGCUACUUUAGAUGGAAUUGCAAUUUCAUUUGCAACAUUAUAUCAAUUACAUUAUAUAAACCGUUGUAGAACAUUGUUUGCUACUCAUUUCCAUGAACUGCCAAACCUAAUGGUAAACUUUGAGAAUGCCGCGUGUUAUUGUACUGAUAUUCAAGAAGAUGAGGAUGGAAGUUUUUAUUACCUUCAUCGAAUAAAGGAGGGUGUAAAUCGAAAUUCUGCGGCGUUGAAGGCAGCACAACUUGCAGGGGUUCCGCCGUCAGUAUUAUUGGUUGCUAAAAAUACCUUAAAAUAUUUACAAGAACAUUCAAAACCCAUUAAUUUGGAUUCAUAUUUUCAAUCUGAAAUCGAAAAGUCUAUUCAUAGUGAAUUAACAAAAGUUUAA